CAGCUUCCUCCUGACGUGGGCUCAGCCCCCAAUGUUUCCAGGUACAGGAAACGCCCCUGAUGACAGAAUGAGAUCAUUUUUACUGAAGCGCGUUGUAUCAAGUGAAACCUCCAUGUUUACUCUAAAUCUGAGUUUUGUUUGCUCCGAUGAACGUCACCCUGUUUGUUUCUCCCUGCCCGUCGCCUCCCUCACGAUGACGCACUGCAACUUCUGAGCUGCUCCCCAAAUCCUGACACUUCAGCCAAGUCGUCGCCAUUUUAUUAGGAGUCUAAUCCCUCACACCCCCACCUCCUCCACCCUCCCGACCCGACCGCCUGUUAUGAACGAACCGCAGUGAGAUCCCGAGCUGUGUUCUCCGUUUUAUCUCCUCCUCCGGCCACAUGAAAAUGGCCACGCAGCUGCAUUCCCGCACAUCCACCCAACCAACCAGCCCCUUCUCGCUCCCCCUUUUCUCUCCCUCUCUCUGACACACACACGCGCGCGCGCGCACACACACACACACACACACACACACACACACACACACACACACACACAGAGAGACGAGAGAGAGAGAAAGAGAGAGAGAGAACUGGCGGGAGCGGCGUAACUUUCCCCGACAGAAGUGGGCAAAAUAAGCUCCGGUGAGCGUCACCAGUCCGCCACCUAGCUGCGGAGCCGCGCCGACGGUGAUCUCUGAAAAAAACAGCCGCGCCAAUGUUGUUGCACAGCGGAGCUCUGCGCUCCGAUGGGAAUAAAACUGGCUUCCAGAUGGUGUUUUAACGUCCGCCGGCCGUAGUUGUGUAAUCAAAGCAACGUUUGGAUGCGCCAGAAUGAUCGUUGCUGCUGUUUGGAGCGAAGGGGAGAGCAGGACAGCGACACCUCCACCCUCCCUUGCUUCAGAAGAACGCAGUUGGCUCCGGGACGCGCUCCCUCUCGGAUUUACUCAGCCCAAGCCUUAAAGGAAAGAGAGACGUUCCCUCGCUAGAUGAAGGAAUUCAGCUGUUGUUGGACUGAUAAAGGGGACAUUUUUCAGAUCUACACCUGCAUUCUGUGGUUGACCUUUCACCCCAAAUACAAAACUGGACUUAUUUGUUAUACUGGGAACUCCAGACCACCCUGUUCCUCCCCCCGACUUCUCUGAUGGACCAGAGAGUGAAGGGGGGAACCCCGCCGUCCGCCGCCUCCGCUCUGGACGCCACUUCCGCACCCGAAGACUCCAAGCAGGACCAGGUGGCAGAGAAAAAGAGGAGAGGUGAUGAUGUGGGGAAGAAAGAGGAGGAAAAAAGAGGAGGAAAGAAGGAAGGAGAUAAGGGAGCGGUGCUGGAGUUGCUCAUCGAGGGGCGCUGCGGAGGCGUAGGGCAGCAGGAGCUCCAGAUCUCUGGCAGGGAUACGAGCUGCCCCGAAGGAAACCUACGAGUGCGUAUCGGAGUCCAGGCCAAGCGCACCAAAAAGCCACCCAAGAUUUUAGAGAGCUACGUGUGCAAACCCACCAUCAGGACCUACCAGAGGCAAAGCAGGGGGGGAGUGCUGCGGGCAGAAGGAGAAGGAAGAGCCAUCCAGUCGAGUAAAAGCAGCUCGACCACAGACGAAAACAGAGAACAGCGCGUGGGCUUGGACGCCGUCCAGGCCACAUGCAAAAAAUCAGCAUCUGCUUCUUCACCACCACUUACAUCAUCAUCAUCGUUGUCGUUAACACAACCUUCGGUGUUGUCUUCAACAGUUACUCCCGAGUCUAACCCAACUUCAGUCCCUGUUAUAACCAGCCAAGGGACCAAGGCCGCCAAACAGGUGCCCCUCAAGCUGGCCGAUAGGAUGGAGGAGAAAUCACACAGCUCAUCUGAGAGAGCGAAGAAGGACAAGCUUCCAAGUCUCAAUGGUCAGCCCGUCCCUGCAGGACCUAAAGCCUGCUCGCCCGCAGCAGACCAGACAGCUUCAACCGCUCGGGCCGCCACAAGCAACCAGACAGUCUCCACGUUGGAAACCAAGAAUGAAGGGAGCAGCUCCAAGAAACAUAAUGGUUUGGGUCAGGCUGCAAAACAGAAGGGACCAUCUGAUGGGAGAAGCUCUGCAAAUAUCCUUGUCAAUCCAACCUCAUGGAAAAACAAAGCUGGAAAACACAGCGACUCCUCUUCGGUUUCUUCCUCAGACCCCUCAGCAAAGCCUCCAGUCUCCUCGAGCUCACAGAAAGAGCUUUCCAGCAAGAGUAGGCCAGACUCGCCUCCCCAUCACCCAGUCUCCCCCAAAUCCCAGCCUUCCCCCAUUGGGGGACUCUCCCCCGGUCAACCCAAAGAUCAGGGCGCACCUCUGGAGCCCCCACCGGAGAAAAAGAGAGAAAGGGAGAAGAAAGCUAAGAAAGACAAGCGGAGAGAAAAGAAAUCAAAGCGAGAUAGACAGGAGGCUGAGCGAGAGGUGCCAGAGAGAGGAAAGGACGACGUAAAGAAAAAGAAAAAGGAGAAGGGGAGAGAUGGGAAAUCUAGACACGAGAGAGAAAAGGAUCAAAAACACAGAACUGAUGAUUCAUGGGAGGAUGAUUUAAAAACGGAGAGAGGAAAGGUGGAAAGGAGUGACAAGGUCGGUCCAGAUGGACAGAGGACGGAGGAUAAGAAUGCAAAAUGUGGUGAAACAGCUGCGAAACCAGAUAAAAGCUGUAAAACUGCGACUCUCAGUAGAAUAGACGAGAAGGAAAAGACGGCUGACAGUUGCAGGCCGGCUAAACAAGCCGAGCCCUCAGCAGCAACAACAGGUGAUUCCAAUAAAUCAAAAGAACAAGACAACGCAAGAUAUUCGGCCGUGCCUCCUCCCCCUCUGCUCCCGCCUUCUGCCCAUGUUCCCGUCCUGCCCCCCUCUUCACCCCAGGAGCAGGACAGCCGACCGCUCAAGAAGCGGAAAGCCAGAAGACCAAGCUGGACGAAGCUGGUGCACCGGGCCCACAGGAUGGAAAAUCAGGAAACCUCCUCAGAUUCCCCUCACAAUCCCUCGCUAAGUUUCCCGCAGGUCGCCAAGACGUCGUUUCCUGCCAAAAGUGCUGUUCAGCAGAGCGAUGAGUCACAGUCACCACCCUCUAGCUCCCGGUCUAACGGCUCCUCCCCUCUGUCUUCCGCUGUCAAACCUCCGACUCCAAAACAAACUCACCCCACAUCCGAUCCAGCCCCCUCUGCAUCCACGAUCUCUAUGAGCGCCGUACGGAAAAGGGGUCGUCCGAAAUCCCACAGCUUUAGUUUAGACGAGCCUCCUCCUCGACUUUCACCAAACGACAGACCGGCAGAGGAGCCUCCGUCGGGGUGUGACAGCGUUCAGAAAGCCCCUGUGCUGGAGCCAGUGCUGCAGUGCGCCUCUCAGGUGAGCUCCAGCCCCAGGAAGCGAGGCCGUCCUCCUAAAAGAGCCCUUCCCGAGGACGACGGUGAAGGUGGACCGGAUCACAUGGAGCACACAGAGAGGAGCAAAGACUUUCCUCCUCCUGAAAGGGGGGACCGGCAACUCAAGAUCAGGAGACUGAUCAAUGAGAUGAAGAAGAGAAAGAAGAGGAGACUUCACAAAGUGAUGAUGUCUGGUUACGUGAGGAAAGUGGGAAUGGGAAGCGAGGCAGCAGACGGUAAAGCCUCACUGAGAAUGUGCAAAUCGAUGGAGGCUACAACAGUUCACACUCUCGCAGACCUGUCCUCCUCGUUCGGGAGCAAGCUGGGACCUCAGAUCAACGUGAGCAAACGAGGAACCAUUUACAUGGGCAAGAGGCGAGGACGCAAGCCCAAAUCCCAAGUGGCCAACCAAAAUUCCGUCUCCCAGUUCUCCACUCAGUCAUCUUUAUUUUCCAGUCCCCCCGAAGCAUCGCUCUUCUCCACCAGCCAGCCUCCACCCUCUCACCCCUUUCCCUCUCCUUCUCUCACCCACUCCAGUGGAGCCCAUAGCCCGUACAGCGAGGGAAGCCUCACAGAGCCGUCACCCUCCCUCCUGUUUUCUCAUCACUUCUCUCUUCCUUCUCCAACGUCCUCCUGCACGUCCCCCCGUCCUCCUUCCUCCUCGUCCCUCUCCACCUUUGUGAGGAAGAGUUGUCCGUGUCAGGGAAGACAUCAGUUCCCCUUCCACCAGUCCACAUGUAAGCUGGCCUGCGCUACCCCUCCUCUGCACGCCACGCCCGGCUCUCCCAGCCACCUGAAAGAGGCCACGCCCUCCCCCAGGAGUGAGUCGCACAGCGACGAGACACUGCCAAGUGACAGCGGGAUCGGAACGGACAACAAUAGUGUUUGUGAGCGAGGGGAGAUGAGGGGAGCUCGAGGAAUACUUAGGUUCGGUCAAGGCUCGGGGAUGACUCUCGGUGGUCAAAGACUCCCUCCUUCUCCCAUCUCCUCCCCCGUUUCUCACAUGUCCAGACACUCAAAUGCGUUGAGCAGCUCAAAUUCAAUGGACAGGCACAGAGACAGACACAGGCACAGGCGUAGGGAUUACGACUGCUCCUCGUCCUGCACCUGCACAUGCCCUUGUCCCUGUCCAGGACACAGCAAGCCUGACUAUGUCCCCUGCCUCGGGCACGGCGCACUGAAGAGACAGAAGAAUAAGCAUAAGAAGAAGCACCAGCAGCUGCUCAUGCAGGAUCCAGAGUUUCUGGCCGAACUGGAGGAUCUGAUCGCUCAGUUCAGCAGCGUGCACAUCGGCCGGCGGAGCUGGGCGAGGGUGAGUGUGGGGCCGGGCCUUGACGGGAGCGCUGCAGGAGGAAGGCGACAUCACUCCUCCUCUCAUUCCCUCCGCUCCAACAUCUUCAGGAUCAAUCUGAACGGCUUCUACUCGCCUCACCCCUCACCCUUCUCUCCCGCCACGUCCUUCACCCCUCAGCCUUUCUAUCCGUGCCACUGCAACAGGAAGCUGGACAGCCGCAGGCAGUGCGGCUGCCCGUCGAAGUUCCAGGAAACCAUCGACAACAUGGGCUUUUACGGCAGCUAUCCUCCAGCACCACCAACACUCUACCACCACUUCCCCAGCUCCUACCCGCUCCCGCCCCCUCACCAGUACACCCCCCACCAGCCUCAUCACGCCCACUUCCUCCUCAACCCGGCCAGAUUCACAAGGCGGAGAAGCAGGCUGCUGCGUGAGGGAGCUUUAGGGGGAGAGGUGGAGGGAGAUUUAGGGGCAGGAGGAGGAGGAAGCUCAGGGUUCACUUCCAGCCUCUCCUGCGGGUGGGGGAGGAGCGAACACAAGCAUAAACACCGUCACAGGCACUGCGAGCGAAGCAUGGACGAUGACGAGGAGGAAGGUGGGAUGGAAGGAGAGGUGCUGGGGGGUUCUAAGCCAAGAUCGGGGUUCCUUUUGGGUCGAGUAGAAGAACGAAGGAAGGGUGUGAGAGGAAGCAUGCUGUCCAAGGAAUCACCGUGGUUACGCCAGAACGGCAACGAUCCUUUCUCCUCUCCAGCUUCCUCUUCAACAACUUCUUCAGCAGAGAGAUACAAAAACACUUCUCUCACCUCCCUGGGGCUCGGCUCCUCUCACCUGUCUUUGUUCGGAGGAGGCUGGGGUGGCCUGGGACAAAGCUGGGCCAAAUUUGGGAGUUUGGGAAGCUCGGGAUUUGGGAAACCCAGCUGGACGGGCUUCUCCGGGAACCAGCACGCCAGCAGACUGAUCGCAUCGGACGGCGAGGACGAAGACGGAGAAGAUGACGACGAGUCACACCUGUAUGGGACCUCGCUUUCCCCGACGCACACCAAUCUGUUCACCUCGGCUGCCAUGGCAACAGGGGGUAGGGGUCUGAGGAGCGGGUUGCUCAGUAGGAAUCUAGGAAGUAGAGAGGGGUCAUGGAGGAGGGACGAGCCAGCGUGGACAGAGAGGCGGGAAGCAGUGACUGCAGCGUUACAAGGUGACUCCAGAAGCCGAGGGCAGCAGAACGGCGUGCCAGCUCUGCGCGGUGCGGCAGUGAAAAACAAAAGAGGGCCAGGACGGCCCCGGAAGCACCCGCUGCCCUCCGCUGCAUCCUCCCCCGUGCGCUCCUCCACAACUUCGACCGUGUCUCCACCUGACCUGUUGCCAGCAAGCAGCCACGGCCGAGAUGGGAGGGAGGUGGGAGGAAGGACGGAGGGAACGGUGCCAGAGAGGGGGGGAGGAGGGGGAAGCAGCAUAACACAGCAGGUUGCAGAGCUGGAAUCCAGAAGGAGGAGAGGACGGAAAAGAAAACACGAUGACUCUCCCCAUCAUCAGAGUUUUGACUCCGAUCACCUCGAGUGCGACGCCCUGCCCGAGUUUCUCGGCCCGUCGGAUGCCGAUCCGGCUCCGGCCCAAACGGCGCCCGCCCAGACCGAGGAGGCGUCAGACGGUCCUCCCAGGAAGGUGUUUCUGAGAGCAGGCCUCUACUCUGAUGACUACAAAACCACAGAUCCUCCCUCACAAGCCAGCAGCGAGAAUCCGGAGUACGCGCCAGGGGAGCACGAGUACAGCCUUUUGCCUGCCCCCAUUCACGUUGGAAAGUACUUGAGACUGAAGCGAAUUAAUUUCCAGUUGCCGUACGAUGUGAUGUGGCUGUGGCAGAACAACCAGCUCUGCCGGCAGCCGGCGGUCCCCCUGAAGAGGACGCGGCGUUACCGUCGUCUGAAACAGAGGAGCGCUUCCUUCCAACAGACGGUGGAGGGCUCCAGUGACAUCGGCAGCUUGUUCCCUCAUCUUGACAUAGAGCCUCUGACCAGCACUGAGCGGGGCUUUGUGGUAAAACAUCACGUGUUCCUCGUCAGGAAUCUGGAGCUCAUGAGAGACCGACAGAUCCGAAUGAGGAUGGAAAGGGAGAGGGACAGAGAGGAAGAGGGAGAAGAAAGGGAAGAUGGAGCCAGUUGGGACGACAGCCACAUCAAGUCAGAUCACUUAGUGGGGGCGGAGGUGACGGUAAUCAGCAGUGACCCCCACCACCAAAGUCAGGACACCUCCAGCGUGCUCACUGCAAGCCCCAGUCUCAGCAAAAUCCAGAACAGACACGAGGAGGAGGAGGAGGAG
Nothobranchius furzeri (turquoise killifish) is the source of this 6945-nucleotide messenger RNA. Its product is annotated as histone-lysine N-methyltransferase ASH1L. Gene Ontology annotation, biological process: regulation of DNA-templated transcription. NCBI's taxonomy places the organism in Eukaryota, Metazoa, Chordata, Actinopteri, Cyprinodontiformes, Nothobranchiidae. Gene Ontology annotation, cellular component: nucleoplasm. The record is from RefSeq and is a predicted model, not a curated record. Gene Ontology annotation, molecular function: DNA binding; histone H3K4 methyltransferase activity.